AUGGAACAAGGACUACAGGUGAUGUACGAUGGAACUCUUGGCUUUGAACAUAUAUAUGUCAUUAAUCUUGUUCAUCGACCAGACAGACGUUUUAAGAUGGAGGCCAUAGAGAAUACACUUGGUUUAGAUUUCGAUUUUUUCCCAGCCAUAAACAACAAUGACAGUGAAACCCUUGAUAAGUAUAAAGCCGACCUUGCGUCUAGACACAAAGCUUGUUACGUUAGUCACUAUAGAGUCUACGAAUCAAUUGUCCGUAAUGGAUACAAUAGUGCCUUGAUUCUAGAGGAUGAUACAGACUUUGAGAUAAGUAUCUCUUCUAUAAUAUCAAACAUUCAUCGCAUUUUACCCAAUGAUUGGGAAAUGCUAUAUAUCGGACAUUGCACUUGGGAACAAGGCGGACCAUUUAUUGGUUAUGCUUCUGGUUUCAAACUGUUUAAAUCAACAUCGCCAGCGUGCACCCAUGCAUAUGCCGUUACGCUUUUUGGCGCUAAAAAGUUAUUAAAAGAACUCGUUAAUCUUAAAUUUCCGAUUGAUUUAGAACUAGGCGAAAAGAUUAAAUCGGGAAAUAUCACUUCAUAUAGUCUUGUACCACCAGCUAUUAUUCAAUGGAAAUCUAAGGAUAAUCCAUCUGACGUUUCUCCCGGGGCAGAAAUGUUGAGCCCUCGUUUAAAGAACUCCACUUUACAUUCUCUUGGGUUCCAAGAAAUUUAG
Molecule: messenger RNA, 711 nt
Organism: Acaulospora morrowiae
Lineage: Eukaryota; Fungi; Glomeromycota; Glomeromycetes; Diversisporales; Acaulosporaceae
Source: the annotation of a GenBank genome assembly